AUGGUUGGCACUGCGCCCGAUUCAGAAACCUUGCCCUCGGCAUCUAUGGGCCCAAGAGGUCUGGCCACCCCUUCCUGCGAUGAAGAAGCAUACGCGACCGCCCCCAGCAGCCCAAGCCGUCCCGCGCGGGUAAACCGGACCGUUCACCAAUUCCGGCCGGUGCCGGCUCCACUUCCGCCGUCAUUCCCUAGGCCGCUACCCACUCGCCCACCUCAACAAAGUCGACGUGGAAACCAUAGCCGGCGCGCCUCACCACCUCCGCCUCCGCGCCGCCCCGGUGAUGAGCCGCCCCAUGGCCCGCCGCCCCCAUAUAGUGCCACGCAGCCAGACUACGCCCAGACGCCAGCUGCCGACUUUGGUUGCAUAAUUUGCCGCAAGACGUCGCACGGGCUGAUGCAAUGCCCAGUGCGCGCACGGCUCCAGAGGCAAGGCGAUCUUCCGACGGGAUGUGUCCUCUGCCUAGAGCGCAACCACCACGUGGAAGAAUGCAAAAAAUUAGCCAUGGCCCGCUAUGAGGCCAUG
Messenger RNA from Mesorhabditis spiculigera, 522 nucleotides. Lineage: Eukaryota; Metazoa; Nematoda; Chromadorea; Rhabditida; Rhabditidae. The record is from the annotation of a GenBank genome assembly.